CGCCGGUCGCGUAGGUUGCUACGUUUGUGAAGCGUCGAGCGCAGCGCCCACAGACAUAAAACACAUUAGUUUCGAGUUCGAGUGCGGGGAGCGCAGUCAGUUGUUGCCGUUUGCCGCCAAUUGAUGGCCAGUAGCGGGUAACGAAACACGAAAAGUCGAGUCGAGUGUCGUUGAGUGUGUUUGUUUUCACCGCGAAAAGCACGCGGGUGUUUUGCGGCUAGUUCCGAGUGCAUUACUCAUUCUUUUUUUUCGGUUACUUGCAAGUGAACGUGAAUACCACCCCCUUCCCUAAAAAAAUAAGAAAAAGAAACCCCCUCCACCACCCCCGACCUUAAACCAAAAGGCGAUUAUAUUUGGAAAGCACUGCCGUGGAGUAACAAGAAGGGAGCAGAUCAACAUAAAGCGAGGUUAACUUUGGUAUCAUCGCAGACCAUUCACUGGCAGAAAAACUUGUGAAAUUUUAAAGGAUUCGAAAUAAAUAAUCAACCUUAGAGAUUGCUGGAAAGGCUGGGGCUGUUUUAACACUAAGGUGAGAACUCACUACUCCCCCUGAUUAUAUUGGUUGAUAUUCAUUGAUCUGGAAAAUAUACAAGUGUGUGUCCUUGCUAACCAUUCGUCAUGGUUUUUCAAUCUGAAUAUAUAAGUACCAAAAAUUAUAGAAGCAUCCAGAAGAAUACGUGAAGCGCAAAAGGAAGAAGGAAGGAUUUUAUUAUCAAACGAACCUGAUUGCCAGGUUCCUGUUAAAUGGGUGGAAAGAGCAGUGGUAGCAGCAGCCGAAGCAACACGGCUAUUUGCGAGCUUAGAGCCCACCACUGUCCGCCGGGACAUUAAUUAAUCACGGCCUUGUCAUUCGCAAGGAUCAAGGAGUGGCAAAGCACGCCGCUGCGAGAGGCACGCAGAGCGAAGGGUGCGGAAAUCAAAUUAACAGUGCGUCAAAAGGAUUAACCCUCGAAAGCCAGAGCAGGAGUUUAGAGCACGUAACGGAACGCGGUGAGGCGAGUAAACAUCCCCGGGAUCCAUCCACCACAUUUCAGGGUCAGGAGUUGGGAGUUUCGGAGUUUCGGAAGCUUCAAGCUCAGAGCUCUGAGCUUGGCGGUUGGAGUUCAUAGUUCGUUUGGAAGCACUUGGACCGUGUUGGCACGUGUUCGGUGGCUCGUCGUCGCAGAUUAGCGAGAAAUCCCGAUACAACAGCCGCAUCAGAAAGAACACACAAAUAAGAAACUACAACGAUGAUGAUGACGCAAACGGAAAGGAAUGGACGGUUGGGUAUCCUGGUCGUGGCAGUUUUAAUGGUUCUGCCCCAGGUGAUGUCCACAUCCGAUUGGAUGCAGAGCUGCGGGACAUGUCAUUGUCAUUGGAAUUCGGGCAAGAAGAGUGCCGAUUGCAAGAACAAGGCAUUGACCAAGAUCCCAAUGGACAUGAGUAAUGAGAUGCAAGUAUUGGACUUUGCCCACAACCAGAUACCCGAACUGCGACGCGAGGAGUUUCUGCUAGCCGGGCUACCGAAUGUUCACAAGGUCUAUUUGCGGAACUGCACUAUUCAGGAGGUGCAUCGCGAAGCCUUCAAGGGUCUGCACAUCCUGAUCGAACUAGACAUGUCCGGCAAUCGGAUACGGGAACUCCAUCCGGGCACUUUUGCUGGACUAGAGAAGCUGCGCAACGUGAUCAUCAAUAACAAUGAGAUCGAAGUGCUGCCCAAUCAUCUGUUCGUCAACUUGAGUUUCCUGUCGCGCAUCGAGUUCCGGAAUAAUCGAUUGCGUCAAGUGCAACUCCAUGUCUUCGCCGGCACUGUGGCGCUGAGCGCCAUCUCGCUGGAACAGAAUCGUUUAUCCCAUCUGCACAAGGAGACAUUCAAGGAUCUGCAGAAGCUUAUGCAUCUAUCCCUGCAGGGCAAUGCCUGGAAUUGUAGCUGCGAGCUGCAGGACUUCCGGGACUUUGCGAUCAACAAGCGUCUGUAUACACCGCCCACCGAUUGCCAAGAGCCGCCACAGUUGCGUGGCAAACUCUGGAGCGAAGUGCCCUCGGAGAACUUUGCCUGCCGGCCGCGCAUCCUGGGCUCCGUUCGUUCCUUUGUGGAAGCGAAUCAUGACAAUGUCACAUUACCCUGCCGCAUUGUCGGUAGUCCACGUCCGAAUGUCACCUGGGUGUACAACAAACGACCAUUGCAACAGUACGAUCCCCGAGUGCGUGUCCUAACUUCCGUGGAGCAGGUGCCGGAACAGCCAUCCCAAGUGCUGACAUCAGAGCUCCGAAUCGUUGGUGUAAGACCCUCGGACAAGGGUGCCUACACCUGUGUAGCCGACAAUCGAGGAGGACGAGCUGAGGCUGAGUUCCAGCUGCUCGUCAGCGGUGAUUAUUAUGGGGCAAUAGCCUCCUCCGAUGGCAUGGGAUCGGGCGGCAUGGGUGCCAUUGGAGCACCCACUAUUGAUCCACAGACGAAUGUCUUUCUCAUCAUCUGCCUGAUAACCACCACACUGCUGCUCCUGCUGAUCGUGGUGGUGUUGGUGUUAUUCUGGUACUGCCGACGCAUCAAGACUUAUCAGAAGGACACCACUAUGAUGAGCGGCGAUGGUCUGAUCUCCUCGAAGAUGGAUAAGACGCACAAUGGUUCCAUGCUAGAGGGCUCUGUGAUUAUGGAGAUGCAAAAGAGUCUGCUUAAUGAGGUUAAUCCCGUUGAGAAGCCACCGCGUCGCACGGACAUCGAGAGUGUUGAUGGCGGCGAUGAUGUACUUGAGAUCAAGAAGACGCUACUGGAUGAUACGGUUUAUGUGGCCAACCAUUCUCGUGACGAAGAAGCUCACUCGGUGGCUUUAUCGGAUACAACAACCACGCCGCGUUCUCGACACACCUACGUGGACGAUGCCUAUGCCAACAGUUUGCCACCGGAUUUACUUGCCUUUCCUGCCCGCGUGCCACCCUCAUCACCGUCGAUGCAAUCAUCGCAGUCCAAUAUACCCGACCAGGUGAUCUUUGGCAUCCGUUCGCCGCCCUCGUUGACCAGUCCGGUCUAUACGCACAUGACGCCGCACGGUAUUUAUGGCACCAAGACGAUGGCAGCUCCGCAUAACGGUUUCAUGACACUGCAACAUCCCAAGUCCCGGAACCUUGCCCUGAUCGCCACAGCCAACAGCAGUCGCCAGCAUCAGCACCAUCAUCUCCAGCAGCAGCAACAGCAACAACAACAGCAGCAGCAACAGCAUCCGCUGGCCACCACAUCGCCCUUCCUGCCCGCUCCCGUUGUCUACUCACCUGCUACGGGCGUGGUAAUGAAACAGGGCUACAUGACCAUACCUCGCAAGCCGCGAGCUCCCAGCUGGGCCCCCAGCACGUCCGGUGCCGCUGGUCACGGAACUAUCCAGUUGAGCGAGUUCCAGAGUCCCACCUCGCCAAAUCCCAGCGAGACGGGCACAGCUACCACAGCGGAACUGCAAGCAGAGCCCGUCUACGAUAAUUUGGGACUGCGCACAACCGCCGGUGGCAAUUCCACUCUCAAUCUGACCAAGAUCGCCGGCUCCCAGGCCAGUGGUCAGCAGUAUUCGAUGCGAGACCGGCCACUUCCGGCCACGCCAAGCCUGACAUCAGUGUCCUCGGCAACCAAUGCCAACAAGAUAUACGAGCCCAUACACGAGCUGAUCCAGCAGCAACAGCAAUUGCAACAGCAGCAGCAACAGCAGCGACUGGGCUCCUUGGACACGGAGCCCCUGUACGGCGUUAGGCAUCAGGGGAUCACGAUAUUGCCUGGUUCUAGCAUCAGUGGCGCUGGACUAGGACACGCUGCAUAUAUCUCACCUGUUCCGGCGUCAGCCGUAUCGCCAAGCCAUGCCGGCAGCAGUGGCGAUUCACCGAAGGCCGCCAAGAUCCCACCGCGCCCACCACCGAAGCCCAAGAAGAAGAUGUCCGUGACGACGACGCGCAGCGGUCAAGGCAGUACUAGCCAGCUAUUCGACGACGAGGGCGAGGAUGGCACCGAAGUCUAGUUUGGCAACCACGGCGAUCCCCAUCAGCUGGUGGUGGAGACUAUGAGAUGCAAUGUGUGAGAUAAGAUGAGAGAUGCCAUUGAUGGGAAGAAGGGGCAAGAAGCAGCUGAAGGAUGAGGAGUGCGUCCGUGGCAAGCUGUGCAGCUGUGGUAACUUUAUUGCGUGAGAAGAUGCGAUAGGCAGCCCCAGUCGACAACAAAAUACAACAUCAACAUCAAACAUCAACAUCAACAUCCGCUGUUGCGGCUUGUAAAAAUAGCCGCCAGAAGGAUUCUGUUCCGUGGUUCACGCCACUGCGUGACUUGUGUGCCAAACGACUGAUGUAGGUUUUAGUAAUUAACUCGAUGAACAUGCAACAAAAGAGAAACACAAAAACGAGGAUAUAUAAUCUUUAACGAGGAUCCAUUACAAAAAAAAAAACAAAAACAAAACAAAUACAUAGAGAGACUCCCAUCCGUUAGGGCGACAUAAGUCGCUUUUAGUACCAUCUAAUCCCAAAAUUCGUAUAAGCGGAGAUACGUAAAAACCCAAUUUUAAUACCACCUUUUUUUGUGUAGACUAUAGUUAGUUUGGUACAAAAUGCAUUAUUCGUAUAUAAAGAGACAUAUAUAUACACGCAAUUUUAAAACAUAUAUAUAUAUAUACAUAAACCUUUAAAAAACAAAAUAUCCUAUAAUGAAACAACAAAAACAAAAAAUAUACAAAAAGAAACUUUCAAAUCAUCGACAGUUUAUUUAAGCGCAAGAAAGAAAUAUUCUUUUUUUUCAAAAUUUUAUAAAAUUGUAAAUGUAAAAUGCAUAUUAUAUAAACUAUAUAUGUAUAAUCACAUUAAGCUAUAUAUUAAUGAAUACAUAUAUAUAUACUUAGAGCUUAAGGAAAACAAAUUGCAUCCUUAAUUUUUUUUUUUUUAUUUGUUUUACGGAAUGCCACCACGAAUCGGGAAUAAAAACUAAAUGAAAGUAUAUAUUUAUAGGGAGUAAGUUUGUUAAGUGCAUUAGCCGUAGGAUAAAGAGUUUGCAUUCGCAAUUAAAACAAUGAAUUAAAACUUCUAUGAUGUAUACAUAUAGUCUAGAGAGAAGGCGCGGCAGAAGAAGUACAGCUAUAAUAUUAACGAUUGUACUAGUUAUAAAAUAUAUAUAAAUCUAUAUAUAUAUAUAUAUAUAUAUAUAUAUAUAUAUAAAAUAAAUUUGUAUGUACAUGGACUCACGUAUGACAUUCUAGACAAGAAAAAAAUUAUACACCCGUAAUACAACAAAGAUGAAAAGAAAAGUUAUAAGCAUAGCUAAAGCUGGUACCCAAUGCCUGCUUAUUGUGUAUGUAUGAUGUACCAGUAUGUCUGAAAAUACACCUUGAAAAUUACCUUCACGCGACUCAUUUAAUAUCCGAAAAUGAAAAUAUAUACAUGGCAUUUAACAGCAAUCACUCUAACUACAUCAAAAACAAAAUAUAACAAAAAAAAAAACUAAAGUUUAAGUCAAAUGAGAAAUAUUGGAUAAUUCAGAAAGAUAGCAGCUAACUACAAUUAGUAGUUAAAAGUACAGUUGAGACCAGAUUUCCCUACCAUAUAUGUAUCCUACAAUAUCCUAUCAUACUGUACGAUAUUUCCCAAUUAAACUACAAUUUUUUUUAAUAUUUUAUUUAUAUUAAUUAUACUUUUAAUUUCCCGCACCAUAUAGGCAAUCGAUCUGCAUCUAAAUGCAUUUUUAUUUAAUAAAAAUGUAAUUUCAGGCACUGCCAAAACUACUUUAUAAUAGGACAAACGAUCUUAAUAAAACAAAACUAAAAAAUGAUGUAUUGUUUAAGGCAGGCCUGGAAAAUGUUCUGCGAUUUUAAAAAGCCAGUCCCUCAAAAAAGAAAUAUAUUAAUAGAAUUGUAAAGUACACAGCCCCAUACUUGCCCCUAGGAAAAGUCGAUUUGACAUAGGGAGCACCGAUUUGUUGGAAAGAUCAACCAUAUAAUCGUACACCUAAUCCAUACUUGGUUUUAAAAUAAGCAAAAGUAUUACAUAAAUAAUAAGUUACCUUACGUUUUUUUAUAUCGUGCUCGUUUAUUUUUUUGUAUUCAAUUAUUUACACUGUAAUUAUAUGUAGAAUUUUCUUUGAUACUUGGACAAACGCAGCAUAAUUAAUAAAAAAAUAUCUCGGUAAUACAAAACAUUUUGUAAACCCACAAAAGAAAUAUAAAUACAAAAAAAAAACAGAAUAACGUUGCGAACAAUUUGUUCAAAUUAGCUCAAAAUCAAAACAAUUAUAAUUAUAAAUUGUAAUCUAACUGUAAUUGAUAGAAGGGUUCUUAUAUAUACGUUUUUUUAUAAUUUUGCAUAAUUUGCCUAACAUAUAAAAUAUUGAAAUAAACUAUGAAUAAAAGGAAUCCAA
This is a messenger RNA of Drosophila eugracilis, 6352 nucleotides long. It is a transcript of the gene kek5, whose product is annotated as leucine-rich repeat-containing protein 24. The record is from RefSeq and is a predicted model, not a curated record. The transcript has 7 exons. Gene Ontology annotation, molecular function: protein binding. Lineage: Eukaryota; Metazoa; Arthropoda; Insecta; Diptera; Drosophilidae. The coding region runs from base 1230 to 3977 and encodes 915 amino acids.